This is a messenger RNA of Lepus europaeus (European hare), 1887 nucleotides long. It is a transcript of the gene SLC6A11, whose product is annotated as solute carrier family 6 member 11. Gene Ontology annotation, cellular component: plasma membrane. Gene Ontology annotation, biological process: sodium ion transmembrane transport; neurotransmitter transport. The transcript is spliced from 14 exons. The record is from RefSeq and is a predicted model, not a curated record. Gene Ontology annotation, molecular function: gamma-aminobutyric acid:sodium:chloride symporter activity. Bases 1 to 1887 code for a protein of 628 amino acids. NCBI's taxonomy places the organism in Eukaryota, Metazoa, Chordata, Mammalia, Lagomorpha, Leporidae.
AUGACUGCGGAGAAGACGCUGCCCCUGGGCAAUGGCAAGGCUGCCGAGGAGGCGCGGGAGUCGGAGGCGCUGGCCGGCGGCGACGCGGCGUCUGCGCGCGACCCGCGGGACAAGGCGGUCCAAGAGCGCGGCCACUGGAACAACAAGGUGGAGUUCGUGCUGAGCGUGGCCGGGGAGAUCAUCGGGCUGGGCAACGUGUGGCGCUUCCCUUACCUGUGCUACAAGAACGGAGGCGGGGCGUUUCUGAUUCCCUACGUGGUGUUCUUUAUCUGCUGUGGCAUCCCCGUGUUCUUCCUGGAGACCGCCCUGGGCCAGUUCACCAGUGAGGGCGGCAUCACCUGCUGGAGGAAAAUCUGCCCUUUAUUUGAAGGCAUUGGCUACGCCACGCAGGUGAUCGAGGCCCACCUGAACGUGUACUACAUCAUCAUCCUGGCCUGGGCCAUCUUCUACCUGAGCAACUGCUUUACCACCGAGCUUCCCUGGGCCACCUGUGGGCAUGAGUGGAACACAGAGCGCUGUGUGGAGUUCCAGAAACUGAACAUGAGCAACCACAGCCACGUGUCCCUGCAGAACGCCACCUCCCCUGUCAUGGAAUUCUGGGAGCGCAGGGUCCUGGCCAUCUCGGAUGGGAUCCAGCACAUCGGUAACCUGCGCUGGGAGCUGGCCUUGUGUCUCCUGGCAGCAUGGACCAUCUGCUACUUCUGUAUCUGGAAGGGGACCAAGUCCACGGGAAAGGUCGUCUACGUCACCGCCACAUUCCCCUACAUCAUGCUGCUCAUCCUCCUGGUGCGAGGGGUCACGCUGCCGGGAGCCGCUGAAGGCGUCAAGUUCUACCUGUACCCUGACCUCUCACGGCUCUCCGACCCCCAGGUCUGGGUGGAUGCCGGCACGCAGAUCUUCUUCUCCUAUGCCAUCUGCCUGGGCUGUCUGACGGCGUUGGGAAGUUACAACAAUUACAACAACAACUGCUACAGGGACUGCAUCAUGCUCUGCUGCCUGAACAGCGGCACCAGCUUCGUGGCCGGCUUUGCCAUCUUCUCGGUCCUGGGCUUCAUGGCAUUCGAGCAGGGAGUCCCCAUCGCCGAGGUGGCAGAGUCAGGCCCCGGGCUGGCCUUCAUCGCCUACCCCAAGGCUGUCACCAUGAUGCCCCUCUCCCCUCUGUGGGCCGCCUUGUUCUUCAUGAUGCUCAUCUUCCUGGGCCUGGACAGCCAGUUUGUGUGCGUGGAAAGCCUGGUGACCGCUGUGGUGGACAUGUACCCCAAGGUCUUCCGGAGGGGCUACCGGCGUGAGCUGCUCAUCCUGGCGCUGUCGGUCGUCUCCUACUUUCUGGGCCUCGUGAUGUUGACCGAGGGCGGCAUGUACAUCUUCCAGCUCUUCGACUCAUACGCAGCCAGCGGGAUGUGCCUCCUCUUCGUGGCCAUCUUUGAGUGUGUCUGCAUCGGCUGGGUGUAUGGAAGCAACCGGUUCUAUGACAACAUCGAAGACAUGAUUGGCUAUCGGCCUGUGUCACUUAUUAAGUGGUGCUGGAAGGUCGUGACCCCCGGGAUCUGCGCGGGCAUCUUCAUCUUCUUCCUGGUCAAGUACAAGCCACUCAAGUACAACAACGUGUACACCUACCCGGCCUGGGGCUACGGCAUCGGCUGGCUCAUGGCCCUGUCCUCCAUGCUCUGUAUCCCACUCUGGGUCGCUGUCAAGAUGUGGCAGACGGAGGGCUCCCUGCCCGAGAAACUGCGGAAGCUGACCGUCCCCAGCCCUGACCUGAAGAUGCGCGGCAAGCUUGGCUCAGGCCCACGGACGGUGACGGUUAAUGACUGUGACGCCAAGCUCAAGGGCGAUGGCUCCAUCGGCUCUGUCGCGGCCAUCACAGAGAAGGAGACGCACUUCUGA